This is a messenger RNA of Drosophila sechellia, 583 nucleotides long. Its product is annotated as glycine-rich RNA-binding protein 3, mitochondrial. NCBI's taxonomy places the organism in Eukaryota, Metazoa, Arthropoda, Insecta, Diptera, Drosophilidae. The transcript has a single exon. The record is from RefSeq and is a predicted model, not a curated record. Bases 30 to 533 code for a protein of 167 amino acids.
GUUCAGUCACUCCGAUCAAGCAGAUCACCAUGAAGGUCUUUGUCGUUCUCGCCGUAAUCCUGGCCGUGUCCAGUGCCGCCCCGCAGUUUGGUGGCAAUGCCAACGCAAAUGCCAACGCAAAUGCUGAGAGUGAGGGUGGAUUCGGCGGACCAGGAUUCGGCGGACCAGGAUUCGGCGGACCAGAAUUCGGCGGACCAGGAUUCGGCGGACCAGGAUUCGGCGGACCAGGUUUCGAGAAAAACCAAUUCGGACCAGGUGGCUUUGGAGGACAAGGUGGAUUCGGAGGACAAGGUGGAUUCGGAGGACAAGGUGGAUUCGGAGGACAAGGUGGGUUCGGAGGACAAGGUGGAUUCGGAGGACCGGGUGCAUUCGGUGGUAACUCCGAAGCUAACGCCAAUGCCAAUGCUGUCGCCAACUCUGAGGGACCAUAUCGCGAUGGUAAUGCCAAUGCCAACGCUAAUGCCAAUGCCAGCUCCGAAGGUGGAAGUGCUAAUGCUAACGCCAAUGCCGUCGCCACUUCUCGUGGCAAAUAAGCCAACAGAUCCGAAUUUCUUCACUGAUUAGUUUUUAAUAUUUAUAUAAA